This is a messenger RNA of Mycena indigotica, 462 nucleotides long. RefSeq lists its product as uncharacterized. Bases 13 to 462 code for a protein of 149 amino acids. Lineage: Eukaryota; Fungi; Basidiomycota; Agaricomycetes; Agaricales; Mycenaceae. The transcript has 3 exons. The record is from RefSeq and is a predicted model, not a curated record.
UUUGUUCUCACCAUGACGCGUGACUCACGACCACCUGCGAAACGGCGACGAGUGAACUCUUCUCAAAGUCGCCCCUAUUCAAACUCGGAUCUGCCCUCGACUAAGACAUUAGGAUUGACCUGUUCAUCGUGCCACCGCACGGUUAUUGGCUCACUGAGUUGCCCUCGUUGUGGUCAUGCGACUUGCAUUAUUUGCUCUCGAACUUGUACUGCGGCCGUCCAUUCACCACCACCAACUCCCCAGUUGUCUUGGACACCUACUCCCACCUCGAGCCCGAUGCACAGCCCAAAGAAGUCUAUCCUGGCUCUCACCAAUACCAACUUAGAUAGCAGCAAUGCGAAACGCAAGAAGCCAGGUGAAGAAGAAGGGAUGGGUGGGUGCGGGCGGGUCGUCUGUAAAGACUGUUGUUUUGAAUCUCAGCAGGAGAGUUCCACCACCUGUUAUGACUGCUGCGGCCAUUAA